Molecule: messenger RNA, 1368 nt
Organism: Pongo pygmaeus (Bornean orangutan)
Lineage: Eukaryota; Metazoa; Chordata; Mammalia; Primates; Hominidae
Gene: HMGN1
Product: high mobility group nucleosome binding domain 1
Exons: 6
Coding region: 16-558 (180 amino acids)
Biological process (GO): chromatin organization
Cellular component (GO): chromatin; nucleus
Molecular function (GO): nucleosomal DNA binding
Source: RefSeq, a predicted model, not a curated record
UGUGCCCCGUAGCCAAUGGGCGGGGGUGGGGGGCGGCCCGGCCGGCGGGGAGGGGGAGCCCGCGGCCGGGGACGCGGGGGGAGGAGGAGGCGGGCUCCUAAUCCGGUUCCAUCCGGUUCUCCCACCGCCCCCGCUGUGGGUCUCAGCAGCUCGGGCGGCGGGAGGAGUGGCAGCGGCAAGGCAGCCCAGUUUCGCGAAGGCUCUCGGCGCGCCGCGGCCCGCAGGCAACCGGCACGCACCUUCCCCGCCGCCAGGAUGCCCAAGAGGAAGGUCAGCUCCGCCGAAGGCGCCGCCAAGGAAGAGCCCAAGAGGAGAUCGGCGCGGUUGUCAGCUAAACCUCCUGCAAAAGUGGAAGCGAAGCCGAAGAAGGCAGCAGCGAAGGAUAAAUCUUCAGACAAAAAAGUGCAAACAAAAGGGAAAAGGGGAGCAAAGGGGAAACAGGCCGAAGUGGCUAACCAAGAAACUAAAGAAGAUUUACCUGCAGAAAACGGGGAAACGAAAACUGAGGAGAGUCCAGCCUCUGAUGAAGCAGGAGAGAAAGAAGCCAAGUCUGAUUAAUAACUAUAUACCAUGUCUUAUCAGUGGUCCCUGUCUCCCUUCUUGUACAAUCCAGAGGAAUAUUUUUAUCAACUAUUUUGUAAAUGCAAGUUUUUUAGUAGCUCUAGAAACAUUUUUAAGAAGGAGGGAAUCCCACCUCAUCCCAUUUUUUAAGUGUAAAUGCUUUUUUUUAAGAGGUGAAAUCAUUUGCUGGUUGUUUAUUUUUUGGUACAACCAGAAAAUAGUGUGGGAUAUUGAAUUAUGGGAGGCUCUGACUGUCUCGGGGGGUCAGCGGUCAGCUUAACAUUCCAUAGAUGGGGGGUUAGUUUUUAUAUCCUAUAAUACAAAGCAUAUUAAAUGGCAAUAUGGAGUCAGUCCUGCAUUUAAUGUCUUGAACAUUUUAAAUUACUUCUGUUACCAUAUUGUUUUUUUAGUAGAAUUGUUUCCUAAAGAAAACCACUCUUUGAUCAUGGCGCUCUCUGUCAGAAUUGUGUGCACUCUGUAACAUCUUUGGUUGUGGUAGUCCUGUUUUCCUAACAACUUUGUUACUGUGCUGUGAAAGAUUACAAAUUUGAAUAUGUAGUGUAUGUGCUAUUGAGUUGUGAACUGGUGGGCCGUAUGUAACAGCUGACCAACAUGUGAAGAUACUGGUACUUGAUAGCCUCUUAAGGAAAAUUUGCUUCCAAAUUUUAAGCUGGAAAGUCACUGGAAUAACUUUAAAAAAGAAUUACAAUACAUGGCUUUUUAGAAUUUCGUUACGUAUGUUAAGAUUUGUGUACAAAUUGAAAUGUCUGUACUGAUCCUCAACCAAUAAAAUCUCAAUUAUGAAAA